ACAGCACCGCACUGCGCCUGCGCGGUGACGUCAACUAGCUCUCACCGCCGCCGCGGCCUCCAUUUUGCAGUCGUUUCGUUCCUGCUAGCCCCGCUGCUUCCCCCCUCCGUGUUGCAGCGUUAGUGACACAAAGUGCACGCAAAUACUGUAGAGAUAGUUUCAUGGACAUAACCAUGGCUGACCCAGCAGCAGACGUGGAGGUCCCGGAGGCCGCAGAGGUCCGCAAACUGUCGGAGCUGAGAGUUAUCGACCUGAAGGCCGAGCUGAAGAAGCGAAACCUGGACACCACGGGCGUCAAGAGCGUGCUGUCGGAGCGUCUGAAAAAGGCAAUCGAAGAAGAGGGUGGAAAUCCUGACGAGAUUAUUGUCACUCCGGAGUCGGCACCGAAGAAGUGCACAGCCAAACGCUCUGCUAAAGAUACAAGGCAAGAGAACGAUGAACCAGAGGACGGUACUAUCGAGGAGGAUCUCCAUGAUACCCAUGAGGAGCUUCAAGAUGAUCCAGAGAGCAUGCAGGAAAUGGACAUCCUUGAAAUGAAUGUUCUAGAUGAGACUGAGAAUGACAAUGGAAUACCAGCUGAGGAUGAAACCGAGAAUUUUCACCUCGACGAAGACGCGGUGAUGGACGAAGAGCAUGAAGACGCGCUCCUCGAGUCAGAAGAUGAAGCAAGAGGUCCAGAGGUGCAGAUGGAUGAGUCUGAGAAGUUGGAUAAAGAUGAAUACAUGACAUGCGCAUCAAUCAAUAUGGCUCAGGAUCCAGACGCAGAUGACGUAAAAGAAGAAACAGAAAAUGACAAAGUAGCCGGGUCUUGUUUAUCUGAGCCGCUUAACGAAGAUCACCACCAGAGCCACGAGACGAGUCCUGAAGAAGAGCAAGCUGCCACCGCCGGAGGGGAAGAAAAUGUGUCCGACACUGGUGCCAAGUCCGACAAGGCCGCCUCUGGAGAUGUGGAGAGCGACAGGGAUGUUGUGGAGACUGACACCAAAGAUGUUGGGGACACACAUAAUGUCCCAGAAGAGACACUUGACGCUGAAAACAAAAGCUCGCAGGCUGUUAGUGUAAGCAAACAGGGCGCUGUGGGUGAAACUGUUGAUUCAGAAAUGGGGUCUAAGAAGGGUGAGGAGGAUGAGAAGACAGAAGAGGAUGCUGCUGCGGAUUCAGCCUCGACUGUGAAAGAGUCCUCUUCUGUAGAGGGCGAUGAUCAGAAAAAGAGCUCUGAGGAAAAGGAUGAUAAGACCGAGUCAAAAGAUGAAAAGGCUGCUGGAAGUGGUGCUGCAGCAAGCAGUAGCAGGAAUCUGUGGGUCAGUGGCCUCUCUUCCACUACCAGAGCGACUGAUCUGAAGACUCUCUUCAGCAAAUAUGGCAAGGUUGUUGGAGCUAAGGUGGUGACCAACGCCAAGAGCCCCGGGGCUCGCUGCUAUGGCUUUGUCACCAUGUCUUCCACAGAGGAGGCCACCAAGUGUAUCAGCCACCUUCACAGGACAGAGCUGCAUGGCAGGAUGAUCUCUGUUGAGCGGGCCAAAAAUGAACCGGCGGGAAAGAAGCCAGCAGACAAAAAUGACACCAAGAAGUCUGGCGGCGACAGGAGACACUCCUCUGACUCCAAAUCUGAUGGAAAAGACGAGAAGUCUGAAGGAGAAGGAAAAGAUGGCAAAGGGCAAAAUGAGAGGACUGUAGUUAUGGAUAAGUCCAAAGGAGAGCCUGUCAUCAGUGUCAAAACCAAAAGCAAGGAACGAAGCUCAAAGAGCCGUGACCGCAAGUCACCCAGUAAGGAGAAGAAAGACAUCCUGUCAUUCGACCAGAUCAAGGAGCAGAGAGAGAGGGAGAGGCAGAGACAACGAGAGCGGGAGAUCAGAGAGGUGGAGAGACGCAGAUGCACUGACCGGGAUCGUGACAACCGUCCAGACCGCGAGCGCGAGCGAAUCCGUCUGUUCCGUGAACGAGAGGAGAGGAAACAUUUGCUCCGGAAGAAACACUGGCUGGAGGCUGAGAAACAGCGCCUCGAUGCAGACCGGAUGGAGCGCCAGUUCUUGGAGCGAGAAAGGCUACGUAUAGAGUAUGAGAGGCGGCGUGAGCAAGAAAGGAUCCUCAGGGAGCGCGAGGAACUGCGACGACAGCAGGAGCAGUUGCGUUUUGAACAGGAGCGACGCCCCGUCAAAAGGCCCUAUGACAUGGAUGGCAGGAAAGAUGACUGGCCUGAAAAACGCAUGGGCAUGGAUGACCGGUACGGUCGCUCAGACUUUACUCGACAGGAUCGCUAUCAGGACUUUGACCACAGGGACCGAGGCCGUUAUCAAGACGACAUGAUGAUGGACAGGCGUGACAACAACCGAGGCAUCGGUGCAGACAGAGAUGGUCAGCACUUCUCAGACAGGUCAGACAGACAUGGCAGAGAAGGCCGCGACUCCUGGAGUGGAGGCUAUGACAAACGCAUUAACCCCAGGGAAGGAAGUCGAGACUGGGACUCCAAUAGGAAGAUGGAUGGAGACAGAACAUGGCAAAAUAGAGACGGUGCUAUCCCAGGCCAGAGCCACAUAGCACGUGGAGGAAUGACAGGAAGCCGUGGAGGUUACAUGAACACCGGAACAUCUCAGUCCCUCUCUGGAGCGCUCAACAGACAGAACCAAUUGAUGCAGGGCAGCGGGCUACAGGGCGGAGCUUUCGGUCGACGCUACUGAUGUCUGUCUGAAGACAGUAAUGGUAGUCAGGAGGUCAUGUCAUGAAAGAUGUGACCGUUGGUUUUGUACAUGUUUUUAAAAACAGGAAUUCUUUUUUGACACAAUUCCAAUCCAUUUUUGACGGAGACCGUUUUUCUCAGUUUGCUUCCUAAUUAUUUUUUCUCUGUACAGUGUGAUGUAGUGAUCUCCUGCCUUGUAUUAGCAGUGUCAUUCACUCCAACCCACCUCGUUUACUGUAACACAAACUGUGUGCUCGCAAGACUCUGUUGGCCUGUGGUGGAGCGUCACGUCAGAGCUCUGUGUUGUAAAUUCAGAUGUUUUAUAGACACCGGGGCUGAUGGACCUACCCUCACCUGUCUUCUCUCUAUAUCCCAGUUUGUGUCUGAAAUAUUUUGGAGGUUAUCCAUCCUCAUGAAAUGAGUCUUUGUUCCGAUUCAUUUGUUCAGAGCUUGAGGCUUCUGUUUGACGUUUUUAUUUUUAUAAGACAGAUGGUGAAGUUGUGCUGCUGAUGAAAGGUUUUUGUCACUUUUGGAUUAUCCAUACUUGUCAGACUUUUUAAUAUUUGAACCAGUGUUUUUUCUUUUUCUUUUUUUUGUAUAUAGUUUUUGAUUUGUGUGAUUGUUGGAAAAUGGUAAUAAAAGCCCAUGGAGUGUGUAUGAGUUCACUAUCUAUUAAUUGAUUAAAAUCUAAAAAAUUUAUGUAUUUCUGUUACUCAAA
Molecule: messenger RNA, 3395 nt
Organism: Larimichthys crocea (large yellow croaker)
Lineage: Eukaryota; Metazoa; Chordata; Actinopteri; Sciaenidae
Gene: safb
Product: scaffold attachment factor B
Exons: 21
Coding region: 162-2678 (838 amino acids)
Biological process (GO): regulation of transcription by RNA polymerase II; regulation of mRNA processing
Cellular component (GO): nucleus
Molecular function (GO): sequence-specific DNA binding; RNA binding
Source: RefSeq, a predicted model, not a curated record